GAGAGCUGUUGCGUGAACUACGUACGCCCCGCACUUUUAAUUGACGUUUGUUAUAUUUGUAUAAUUCCAAACAACGUCGAGGGGGGGAGUGUGUGAACUGAUUAGAUAGACAUAACAGAGGUUUGCUAAAAAUAUGAUAGUCAUCAACACAAUCCGAAAUUCAGCAAGACUGACGCUGCGUAAUAUUUGCCUGCGAAACAAACCAUUAAAUUUCACGCGCACUUUCUCGCUGGGCUCGGCGCUGCGGCAGCAAGAUGUUGUGAACGUAACAUUUGUGCGCGCAAGUGGAGAGAAGAUUAAAGCUUCCGGGAAAGUGGGCGACUCGCUGCUGGACGUUGUGGUGAACAACAAUGUUGACCUUGACGGCUUUGGCGCCUGCGAAGGCACCUUGACCUGCUCCACUUGCCACCUGAUCUUCAAGACCAGCGACUACGAGAAGCUGCCUGAUAAACCCGGCGAUGAGGAGCUGGAUAUGCUGGAUCUGGCCUACGAUCUGACAGACACAUCCCGUCUAGGCUGCCAAAUCAAUCUGACCAAGGACAUGGACGGACUCGAGGUGCACGUACCUGCCACAAUUAACGAUGCACGUGCUGCGUAGACGUAAUCCACGUUGAUUCCCCUACAGUUGUUACAAAUUUGUUAGUUUUCAAGUGCUAUUUUUUUAGUUAACGUAUAUAUAGUCAGUUAUUGAAACAAAUCUUUUGUAUGCCAUGUCCAAGCGGACAUGAACACUAUUAACAACAAACAAACUCAGGCGGCUAUUGUUGAUUCUUGCAUAAAUGAAUUUUAAUUGUAUUCCAAUUUCGAAAUUGGAAGGCGUGAAGCUCCAAAGUAAACAGAUCAAUGUAAAUAUGUGUUCGUAAAUAAAUAAAUAAAACUUUUAUAUUCAUAGAA
Messenger RNA from Drosophila innubila, 894 nucleotides. RefSeq names its product adrenodoxin-like protein 2, mitochondrial (gene Fdx2). The transcript is spliced from 2 exons. Gene Ontology annotation, biological process: positive regulation of oxidoreductase activity; P450-containing electron transport chain. NCBI's taxonomy places the organism in Eukaryota, Metazoa, Arthropoda, Insecta, Diptera, Drosophilidae. Bases 134 to 598 code for a protein of 154 amino acids. Gene Ontology annotation, cellular component: mitochondrion. Gene Ontology annotation, molecular function: 2 iron, 2 sulfur cluster binding. The record is from RefSeq and is a predicted model, not a curated record.